AUGGUGAACGUACCCAAGACCAGGAAGACCUUUUGCAAGAGCCGCGAAUGCGGCAAGCACACCCUGCACAAGGUCACCCAGUACAAGGCUGGCAAGGCCUCAGCAUUCGCUCAGGGAAAGCGCCGUUACGACCGCAAGCAGUCCGGUUACGGUGGUCAGACGAAGCCCGUCUUCCACAAGAAGGCGAAGACAACCAAGAAGAUCGUGCUGCGACUAGAAUGCUCGGCAUGCAAGGCGAAGAAGCAGCUCCCGCUGAAGCGGUGCAAGCACUUUGAGCUUGGUGGUGACAAGAAGACCAAGGGUGCCGCCCUCGUGUUUUAA
Molecule: messenger RNA, 321 nt
Organism: Canariomyces notabilis
Lineage: Eukaryota; Fungi; Ascomycota; Sordariomycetes; Sordariales; Chaetomiaceae
Exons: 3
Coding region: 1-321 (106 amino acids)
Biological process (GO): translation
Cellular component (GO): cytosolic large ribosomal subunit; ribosome
Molecular function (GO): structural constituent of ribosome
Source: RefSeq, a predicted model, not a curated record